This is a messenger RNA of Meleagris gallopavo (turkey), 12591 nucleotides long. The record is from RefSeq and is a predicted model, not a curated record. NCBI's taxonomy places the organism in Eukaryota, Metazoa, Chordata, Aves, Galliformes, Phasianidae.
GUGUGUGGCGGGGAGUUUGGAGAUUCAUGAUCUUUGAGGUCCCUUCCAACCCGGGCCAUUCCGUGGUUCUGUGAAUGCCCACAUGUAAUCAUUCCGAAGAAGUGCAAAUGCACUUAGGAACAGAACAUUCUGCCUAAUCCUCUCUUUGUAUCUUCUCACUGUGUGUGAAGGUGUUCUUUUGUUUGGGAGACUGAUUCCUACUGAAGCUGUUGUUUGUAGGGGGUAUCCAAUGGGCAGGCUGUGCACGUGAUGAUGCACACAAGUGGAACAUGACUCACUUCUUGUUACGCUCUGAAGCUUUCACUUUGACACUGAAACACCCAGUUCUCAUCUAUUUGUUUAUUUUUGUGUAUCUAAUAAUCAUUAAGUAAGCAUUUUCUAUGCUUAGGCUAGCAGAGUCUGGAUAAAUUCUUCCUGGAAUAGUCAAGAAUACCACUGAGACAGUUUCUGAACAUCAGUGAUGAUUGCAGAAAAUUCAGAGAUUGGGUAAGAUAGGCAAAGCAAGAGAAGGAAAGUACUUAGGUAAGGGAUGAACCCGGGAAACUUACAGAGCCACCAGCAACUUUCUUGGCAGCAGGAAAGAUGCCAGAUACUUCUGUUUAUUUAGAAAUCACUUUGCAAGCAUCAGCGGGAUAAGCUGGUUAGGAAAAAUCAGUGCAAGUUUCUCAACGAAACAAGCAUGCCAAGCUAAGAGAUGAGGUUCAGUGGAGGAUUGUUCCAGAUCCAGUACUGCUCUGUGCUUUCCCAUGACUUGAAGCUGUAGUGGUGGCCCUUCAGCCAUCUGUCUUUUUCUUGGCUUGGUUCCUGAUCCAGUUCCCAAUCAGUGUGCUGUGCAUGUGCUGACACGAAGAGGAGGCAGGAGUGAGAGCAGGCACAAACUGGGCAGGAAGAAGGUGACCUUAUUUCAUCGAGUGGGAUUGUCAAUGUUUGCUAGUUUUUGUUGACCUGGGUUUUAGCUUACAGUAAGGAAUACAUUGGUACCGAUCUAGGAGGGAUUCUGAGUGCUUUGUCUGCAGCAUGAAGAAUAUCUUAGUAAGAAUAGGGCAUAUUUAGAACAAAUGGGUCAGAUGCAUUAAUACAAAAUAUGCAGCAUCUGAUUAAUCUUCCUUGACUCUCUUCAUAUCUAACACUGGGGUGUCAGUUGUCAGGUCGUAAGCAGAAUAAUAUUAUCAAAGUUAUGUUCUUAUAAAGAAAACAAAUAUUCGGGAAGGCAUCAGUACAGGAAUUGAGUGUGAAACUUGGCCUCAAUUAUCUUCUCAUCAGAGCUUCUGAGGUGUUGGUUCUGAACUGCAGACUUGAAGAGUAACACUGCUGAUGGGAACUAGAAAGAGCAAAAGUGGCAAAGAGCUUGAAAGCUCUGUUCUGCUAGUAAGGGGCAAUAAAACUAGAUUUGCUUAUUAUAGAAGAUGCUUGAGGGCACAGUAACAGUAUUCACAUGUGUAGGAAGGCAGUGGCUGUCUUCCAUCUCAGAUACAAAUUAAUCUUAUCUUCACUGUUCUAGACUUGCUUUGGUUGAAUGUGAGGAACUCCAGAAAUUGGGGUAGUAAGCACUGGAGCAGCUCACCCAGGGAAGCUGUGGAAUUCUUCCUGUGCUGCUGCAGAGGGCAAAUGAGGCCAAUUUUUGCUUUGGAGUGGAGCACAGAGCUCUUGAGCUCUGUUUCAGCUCUGUGGUGUACUGUUAACAAAAACAUCUCUGUGCAGAAGGUACGUUGGUGCUUCUAAAUAUGAACACGAGUAUUCUCAAGUUCCUGUCCCAUCCCACCCAGUACCUCAGUGUGAGAUACAUGAGUUCUAAGGCAGUGACAGGCCAAGAUUUUGGGAUCAGUUAAGAGCCGUGGUUUUACACAUCCUCUGCUGCUGCUCAGUUUCUUCACUCAGUUGAUUUGUGUUGUAGUUACAAGGUAGGGGCUUGGUUACCUCACCCUCACAAUUUCCUGUAUGUGCAUUUUCUACCUUUUAUGCACACGUUCUUAUUCCCUUCACAUUCUCUGCUUCUUAGAUUUUAUAGCAUCUCUUUUGGAAUCUUUCAGUUUGCUCCUAGCCUAAGUAGGACUUGUGCCAGCUGUAGCUCAUUGUGCCAAACAGAGCACAUGCUCCCAACAUGCAGCUAACUGGCCAGUGGAACAUAUGUAUGCAGAGGGAGUACCUUAAGCACUGCAAGUUCUGCUGCAGAAUCAAGAAUGCUCAAGGCUAGGUGCUGGUUUGGGUUGGCUUGCUCGGCUUAUGAUGUUGUAGUGCUCAGAGCAGAUCAGAGUAAGAGAUGCAGGGCUGUCAUCGGUUCUGUCUUCCGUGCUGUUGGUGCGUGGAGCUUUGUGAGUUGUCAGCACUUUGAGCAGCAAUAUCACUGCCUCCAAAAUAAUGCCCCUCUGGAGGAUGUGGUGCAGGAUAGGCUGUAUCCCUCUCCCUCAGCAGGCAGCUCAGUUGCCAGAGUCUGCCUGGGAGGAAAACCUGUUGCAGUGAAGGCGUGGAUGUCGUAGCAGAAGCUGAAAUAAAUUGGCAGGCUGGGCCCAGCAGGUGUUGGCCACUGAAGUUUAUUAGAACUUUAAAGGUUUUAAUCUAGAGAGGAAGAAGCUUCUUGGCAUUUUGUUAUUAAAUUAUAGAUGAGGAGGGACUUAGUUGAUAAGAAUUUGAGGAAUCUUUGGCUUUGAAAAUCAUGUAAGAACUUUAGAUGGCCCUGGUUCUCCGUCUCCCUCUUCUACUGCCUUGGUCAGCUCUUGUGCCAUACACACUGCAAAAUGAGUGCUAAAUGGGGGGGAAAAAACCCAGCAGGUAAGUGAGCAUCCGCAUGUCCUUUCAAUGUGAGUAGAUUGCCAGUUUUUCAUCUCAGUGAAGUGGGAAGCAAAACUGCAGCCACCUACAGAAGAGGGUCAAGUGACACCCUGAGUCAUCAAAGUAGCAAACAGAGUUACAUCUCAUUUUAUAUUUUACUUGGCAAUAGGUGAUCCUUACUUAAUACCAAUAACAAAAUUAAUUGGGCACGAGAUAUCCUUAAGUAUUAGUAGUUCUCAUCCUGGGAGCUUAAGAAAGUGAGCGAAACAGGAGCUUCGAAGCUGUGUUGUACAUCAGUACAGGACGUUCCAUGGUAUUUGACUCUCCACAAAACAUCAUGUGCAUUGCUAGCAGCAAAUGGUUACAGAUCAGAUUGGCCACAUGUGCUAUAGAUUGAGUGCACUAUGGUGUCUUUAUGAGCACAUCUUUCCUUACUUUUCCUUGCUUCCUUUGAACCUGAGAUUAUUUAUUUCCCUCGGUUCUUACGCAGUUCCAGCUGUGUUAAUUAGCUGAAGAGUCAAAGCUGUCCUAUCCAUUGAGACUGACUUUGUAGCUGUGGUGUGCAGCGUAGUUAUGUGUGCAAUACUUGAAGCAGCACUGAUAUCAACAGCAAUUUAGAAGCAGCAUUGUUUCUGUUCACGCCCUCUGGACGAGCACAGUGUCAUACUGUGAAUGUUCUCAGCGGCUGUAAUGUGCUUUGGAAAAGAUAGACAAUUUCUGCUUAUUUUUGGUAAAAGCCCGCAUAUCACAGCGUAAAGAGAUGUGCAGCUCUGCUGGCUGAGCUGGUUAGCUGUGGGGCUGUGGUUGGUUUGGGCCAACUGGAUUAGCAACCUGCUUUGUUAGCAGUGUUUAUUAUUGGGGUACUGGAGGAUUUGUAAGAGCAAUAAUCUUUAGUUCUCAGAGUUCUGGACUCACCGUGAGGUGCUUUGAUCUCUUGCUGUAUUCACACAGCAAGUCAUACAGGGCUAGGGCUGUACUCACUGUGCUCAAGUGUUCCUGCAUCUUUCCUGAGCCGGCGUCCAAGCACGCUGUGGGAGCUGGAGGGAUUACAGAAGCCUUCCCUCAUGAGCAGUGCGGCCCGCGCGGCACCGUGGGCAUGUGGUGGGUGUUAGCAGUGCUCGUGUGGGGCUCUGCUGUUACUCGCAGUGCUGUACGCUCUUUAUGAUUCAUUAGUCUGCUUUAAGCACAAGCAGGAAACCAUUAAAGCUACCUGAAAUAUGAGUAUUAUUUCCUGUUGUGGCAAACUAAUUAUCUCGGGGCAUAUUUUGAAUGAAAUGUUUGGGACUGGGGCAUUCUGUUUUACUGCAAUCCUUAGUGGUAUUUAUAUGUAUUCAAGGCAAGUACUGUGGCUUGUAUUUUGCAUCUCUGCUUUUAUGGGUGUUGAGAAAAUAAUUAUGUACACAGCAUGCCUUAGCAUUGCAACCUGCAGUGCCUUAGCAUUGCAACCUGGAACGCUUUCAGACUUGAUGCUGGCUGCAAACUGCUCACAGAAGACUCUAUUUUUGAAGAAGUGAAACUUCAACAGGGACUCUUAGAAUCCUUCAAUGAAAAAAUAGAUAAUUUCUAUCAGGUAACUCUUUGCACAUAGAGCGGAAGGCUCCACUGUCUUCGCAGAGCAUUAUUUGUGUGGCUGCCGUACCCAUUUCUUUUGGUGUGACAGAUCCUAGGUAGCAAGGAGAGGGAAAAUAGAGUGAGAGAAAUGAAAGUAGCGUGGCAGAGGGGAUUAAAAUGAGAAGAAAGUGCAUUCACAUAAUCAGGUCAAAUCAAACAGGCAGAAUAAAACAACCAGUACACAGGAAUAAUUUAAGAGUACCCAACUGCAGUAUAAUGCAGUUCUGUUUUCUGGAGUUCUGCAUGUUGUUCUGGUCUGAGGGUAGCUUGGGCAAACGCAGUGUAGUGUUGGUUCUGUUUGCUAUUGGGCCAGUUCUUGCUUCAGCAGCCCAGCUUGCUGGGGCAAUGAGUGCAGCAUUGUGUCCCGGGGGCACGGGGUGCUGCCAUUCCCCAAAGCUCUGCCUCCCUGCGCUGCAGGGGUACGUAUGUGUGGUGCUUCUGUGCUCCUGGCUCUGUGCUUUCAUUUCAGUGGGCCACACGGACCUAUUCCAAACUUCUUAAACGAUCUCCCUGACUGAGGACUUAAGGUCUCACUUUUAGGUGUCACAGCUAUUUCUCAGUUUCCCUUUACUGGCUGUUUCCAGCAUCAGUGGCCACAUUCUGGGCGCCCUAACGCCCAGGUGCUGCUGAGUCCCCAAGGAGUCUGCUUUUCCUUUAAUGAGAACCUCGGUCUUUAUGUGAUUGUUGUCAGUGGAAUUGGAAAUACAAGCAGAAGAGAGCACAGUGCCCAAGUUAACGUCCCCUGUAGCUUUUUGGUCAAGCAGAAAUAAUGUAAAUUCCCAUCCUGCUACUUCAGAAGCUCGAAAAGAGGCUUGUUAUUCAAAGGGCUAAAAAUGGGCCAGACCACCAGUCUUUUUUUCCCCUUAUAACUUAUGCUGUCCGUAUGCUCGCAGCGUUGAGUCAGACAGAUGUGAGACUACCCAUCUCCACUGCUCUUGGGAGCUGAGAUCCAUGUAACCAUGGAGUAACAGGAGUUCUUCCAAAACUGAACACAGCUCUCGGUCGGAACUACUCCCACGGAUGCUGUAGUGGAACAGCUGCUGGAGUAGCACAGCUCGGGGUGCUGCCUCGUGAUGUGGUUUGUUCUGGACGUAGCUCUCAUCCUUUAGAGCAUCUGGUGUAACGUAUGUCAGAGCUGUAGCUCAGAACCUUCCUUGUUUAAACAUUUUGUCCUCGGUGAGUUUCUUUGUUUCUCUUUUUGCUGUUAGCACACAGUACUGUUCUGCUAAAUCAAAUAUCAGUGUUGUUUUUGGUAUCCCUCUGUUAUCUUUUGGUGUCCUAUUUGCCCCGAGUAUCCUUAUUCAGGUUGACCAAAACCACAAUAUUAAAUUACCUUCAAUUUUUUAAAAAAUCUGAUUGAUUUCUUUUUCUGUUCACUGCUUAUCCUCACAGUCCCUUUUCUGGUUUCACUUCUGAUUUUUUUUUUUAUUUUUUUUCUCAUUUUCUGUUCUUUCCAAACUGGAUUUUUUUCUCUUAUCUCAAAUGCAAACAGGAAAAAGAUAAUGACAACAAUCCUUUGGCCAAAUGUAAAUAGGAAAAUAUGGAAUCAGCACAGAUCUCCUAGUGGUUGCUCAGUGAUAACCCCCUCCCAGAAGAGGCAGCUCUGUAAGCAAAAGAACUAACGAAGAUGUGUUUCCUAUGUGCUUGUGCAUAGUGGCCGAUGAGCCUCGGUGCCUUGGGUACCAGGAACAAUCUCAGGUGGGAUCUUCUCCUGCACAGACCUGCAUAAGGUUCUGCCCUGCAUGCAUCACCUGCCCAGAGCAAUAGGACUGAGCCGUGCUCCAGAGCAUUCCUUUGCCAGGGAGCUCAUCAGGUCCUUCGUGCCCACCUGGCUGUGUGACACCUGUAGAUCCCCACUACUUGUGCCCUCGGUGCCAGGUGAUAAAUGACCAAACAUCCUGGCUCACAAGUGAUUGAGGGAUGACCACAGAGAAUUGCACGCACAAACAAGGCAAUGUUAUUUCUCUUGAAAAUUGUGCAAAGCCCAAAUCCCUUUCGUUUGUAAGUCACUUUGAAAGCGUGCUGAUGCUUUCUGGCUUCAGCCUUUGUAUCAGUGGGGCUGCAAGCUGGCUUUGUCAUUAUGUUGGUGGAGUGAGAUCAGCACCUGCAGCACAGCAGUGUUCCUCUGUACCGGUGCUCCAGGGGAUGCUUCAGGUGUCAGCCCUGGUUUAAUGGUGGCAAUGGAAACUAAGGAGAGCUCAGUGAACUGGUGUUGUGGUGGUGUUUUUCAAUCUUGGUACCCAGUGAAAUUUCUGUUUGUUUGUUUGAAAGGGCAGAGGUGCUGCAGGAGAGCACGGUGUUCUUCGGGGGAUAAGAGCCCCCUCUCUGUCCUCCUUAUAACAGCUCAUUUUGUCCCUUUUCAGUAGAGUAAUUUUAGUGCUCUGGAACCAACAAUGUUUAUCCCGAGUAACAGUUUCAUAUUUCCAAGCACAGUUUGCAGCUGCCAGGAAAAACAAGCUUGAGUUUUCAGUUCAUUCAGAGCAACUGUAACGAGGGGUGUUUUAAACAGGGGCAAAACUUAGAAAUUGGAAAAUAAGGUUUGGUCUGGAGAUUCCAGGGCAGCCUGAAAUAUCAUUUUUUCUCAUGCGUGUCUAAAUCGUGGGGUAAUGGAUCUCCUCAUAGUUUGUUUUUGAGAGCUGUUUUUCUGUCUUUAAGCAUUGCUUAUUUCCAUUUAUCCCAGUAUUUCAAAAUGUCCUUAUUUUAAUUUUCUAGAGCACAAGGAAUUCUUACAUUUUACUUAUUUCACUCAAACUGUUUGCAUUCUUUCAUUUUUUUGACUUUUUGUAAGGCGUUUUGUUAUAAAACUUGUAACUGUUGAUAACUGCAUGAUAGGUUGAAGGGUGCUUUAGAUGCUUAUUAGACAAACAACUACAGCUCUGGCUGCCAUCAGUUUCCAACUGCCACACCUCAAAGCUUGCCCACAACUUUCUGUUGCUUGGAAGUUGUCCCUGUAGCUGUGCAACGAGUGUCCUCUGCUCCAGUCCUAUUUCUGUUUCCUCACAAAUGCAUCUGUGCCGCGAUCCAAGAACGGGACGUGUUCCAGAAUGGCAGGAUGAGAGCAGCCCGGGCUGGAAGGAACCUGAGGAGAUCCCUUGGCACAACCUUUGGGCACAAAGGGACAGGGAAUGGGAUCCUGCCUGCUUGUGUCCUGCUGUGUGCUUGCAUGUCCCACGUGUGCUGUCAGACUGCUGCGUGGCUCUGGCUCCGUAGUCAGUCUGUAUUCCUUUCUUGGGCAGGCUUGGUCCCGUGUCACUAUGUCUCGGGAUCAGACGGUGUGUAAGUACUGUGGCGUCAGCUAUUUGAUACUGCAUGAAUUUAAGGUGAUGGAAGAAAAAAUAAAAGCAAUGGAAAAGGAGAUUAAGUUUUAUGAAGGAAGUCUAGAACGGGAAAAGGGACUUCAAGAAGAACUGCAGUCUCUUUACCAAGACCUUGAACGCUGCCGAGCUGAUGGGAAAUCUAAAACAGAAAGAAUAACAAGCCUAACGAUGGAGUUAAAAACCAAACAAGAUGAACUAAAAAACGUGAAAGAAGAUUUGCGGUAUUUCCAGGAAGAAAAGGAAGCUGCCCAUAAGCAAUCCCAGGUGCUCAGAAGUACAUUGGAACACCAUUGCUCAACUCUGAGCAGGGCUGUCUCACUGUUUCCUUUCAUCAGAAGAGAACUAGAAAGUAUUAAAGAAGUUGUGUCCAGUAACCUAGAGAGCUGGGCUGGCCUGAAAGAAGAAAUUUUUCAACAAAUAAGAACUGUUAGCAAGGAAGCUUUGACAGAAAUACCCAAACUGAAUCAAAAGUUAGCAAAGUCCCAGAGGGAGAACGAGUGCCUUCAGGAAAAGGUAAAACAUCUGACUCUGGUGGCUGAUACGGUAGAGCUGAAAACUCAACAGCUUCAAACUUCUCUUCAGCAAGGGAGUGAGCUGCAAAGCAGAUGCCAUGAGCUACAAAAAGAAACAUUAGAUUUAACUAAUCAAGUUGAGACCACUGAACACAAGCUGCAGAAGGUAACAGCUGAGAUGGAUCACUACAAAAAGCUGCUAAUGGUGAAAUCAGCAGAACUUGAUGUGUGUCAAAAUGAACUGAAAAAAAUGAAAAAUGAAAAUGGAAUUUCUGAGUCAAGACUUGCAAAAGAGCUCAAGGAAAAGGAAGAAUCUCUACUGAUUUGCCAACAAGUGUGCAAACGUUUGCAGGAAGAGGUGGCUGAGAAGGAGAGGAGAGAAGGAGAUCUAAGAAGAAGAACCAGUCAAUCAGAAACUGAACUGGAAACACUUAAAGCUCUUCUCACACAAACAGAGGAAGAGGUGGUGAUGUUGAAGCAAGAAAGGGAGUUAAUGCUGAUUUCUCAUCAGAACAGAACAGAACAGCUGCAGGAAACAUUAAGGCAGAAGAUGCGGAAUGAAGAUAACUGGAGGGAGAAGGUGGAGAUUGAUCUGGCCAAAGGUGAAGCACGACACAAAGAAGCAAUUCUCAAAGUCAAAGAAGAAGCCAGAGUGGAACUAGACACUGAAAGACAAAAGCAGCAAGAAUUAAUCACAAAAUACCAGAGAGAUCACGAAGAGCUCCAGAAGAAGAUACCUGAAUUAAUAUCCAGUGCCACCAACAGCUUACGAAUGGAGGCAGAAAUUCUUGAAAAGAAGCUACAAGAUGUCCAGAUCAAACUUGCAGAGAAAGAUGAAGAGAAAGAAAAAGAAAUUCAGAGCCUUAAAAGGCUGAUUACUGAACUUGAAUUUCAGCUGAAGGUGGAACAGAACAAUAACGAAUCAUUACUGGGUAAUAUGAGGAAAGAAAUUAAACACAAGUCAGAUGAACUGGAAGAAUUAACCCAGGAGAGGACGCAGCUGAUUCACAGUUUGAGUCAAGUGCAAGAGGAGAACACUCUUCUCCAGGAAACGGUGCGCAGAGAGUGCGAGGAACGCUAUGAGCUGACUGCAGCUUUGACUCAAGCCAGGGAACAAGUACUGCAACUCAGAAAGCUCGGUGGAAACUUCCCGUUAUCGCCGCGUUCUCCGGCUCAGGGCAGCCUAACCUCCUCCCCUGCCCUGCGUGCCGAUUACGGACGCAGCAGCCGCCCAGGGGGGGCCAUCCAUCCCUCGGGGCAGGUCGGCGUUCCCCGAGCUGUGCAGGCACCCGCUGGCAGGCCCGGCAGUGUGACUUUGCCAGCCCUCAGAGGCCGGGAGAGCGCGGCCAGGAGAAGGCAGAGGAGCCAACUCUGACACGCGGGGAAGCUCUGCGCUGUCGGCCACUCAACUGUUGGCCCUGGGCAUCAGGUGUUGCCUGAUGAACGUCGUGCAUUUCUACAGCUGAGAAUUAAGUUACGUUCUGAUGUAUUUUUGAUGCAAUAAUGUUUAUUUGUCCGUUGCGUAUCAAUGUAAUUAAGUGCUAUCUACAUUCCAAGAUGGGAAAAGUAAGAAUGAAAAAAUAAUUGCCUCUCAAAAAGGUGCACGUAUUCAAGAAGUGUAAUUAAAAUAAUUACCGACUUCAAAGGCUGUUCUCCCUAAAGCACUUCAUUGGAAUUUUCCCAUUUUGUGUGUUGUCCCUUGUAACUUCAUUGUGCGUUUCUGGUGUCAAAAUGCAAUUUGUUUGGUUUGAACCAGAUAUAUGCCAUUAUUUCGUGGAGCAGUGUGCACCCAUUGCCUGGGCAGCCUCCCCCAGACACUGCAGCCAUCUUCCCAACAGUGCCAGCACGGACCUGAGCUACCCAGCUGGGGAUGUUGAAAAGUGGCAGUCUGAAAGAUGUGGAAGUAAUUCCACUGAAGCACAGCUUCAUGAAAUCCAUUUUUCUACCAUUCCACAGAGGCACAAAGAAUGAUUGGGUGUUCCCUUCUCUGUGCUUGCUGAGAAUGAUUUUGUUGUAGUUGCUUAGGAGAAAUCCUGACUUCUUUGAGCUUGAAAACUGUUGCUCUGUUACCCACCUGCCAUCUUCCUGUGCUGAAGGAGCAGACCUUCGUUGAGGCAGCUCUUAAAAUGGAGCGAGCCACAAAUCUUCCAAAGCUGCAGUUUUCCAUCUGGAACCUUGAAUUGCUGCUGAGUUAAGAACUCAGAACCGAAUGGAUGUGUUGGUGGUGUUCUGGGCAUGAAGCCUGUCAGAUGGCACGAGGAAGUGGCACCAGCUCAGGUCUGAGCAUUCACUCCGAGCUGCAGCACAGCCUCAGUUCUGACAAAGAUACGGAUUGGCAGCAGCGGCACUUUGGAAUCCAAGCGGCGCACUGAGCAGAAGGCACAGCUGCAUGCAGCAGACUCAGGACAUUUCACUUUCCGUUUCUUGCUGGCUGCAGCCCUGCAGGGUGUGGUAGGCUGUGUGCUGCUGCUGAGCAUUCAGAGGAGCUCGACAAAGGGAGCAUCAGUGCCCGAUUAUGGUGCAUGCAAAGAAACCAUCUGAGAUCUGAGGGCGGCAGCGUGUGUGAAAGAUGGCUCGAUAUGCCCUUCUGCUUGAAGCUGGCUGAGGACACCUGGGCAGAUGAGAGCAAGCAGAGCACGGAGUAUGCUGGCCCUUUUCCACCUGGGAGCAGUUACUUAUGGUAAAUCUGGGAAAUGUGCUUUUUUAUGGCAAAGGUAAGAGUAGAACACGUGUUCAAAGCCAAGGUCCACACUUCCUGUCCCUUGCCCUAUCCCCUUCUGCUACUUCCUGAGAUGCAGCUUUCCUAGCAGCUCAACCCACCCCCAUCAUUUCAGGGCCAAACUGGAGGCUUUGGGCUGGAAGAAGCAUGGAGACCCAAAUCAAAAAUUGGAUGGUCCCUCUCAGCAGCGUGGCAUUGUCCUGAUGGGAUGGGAUGGCUCAGUUUUGGUGGGUGUCGAGCACUUGUGAUCAGCAGCAGCCACAGCCACUUCUCCUUCAGUGAAUGAAAACUACAGCAGUAAACAGCAGAGAAAGUGUGGAAUAGUGCGGGGUGGUCCUGGCUGGGAGUCAUGGGGUGAUGACAUUUAGCAGAGGAAAGUUUCAGCGCAGCACAAAGGAAAAUGUCCUGAGGCUGUGCUGGCCCUCAGGGGAUGGGAAGAGCCCCUUGGCCUGAGUCAUGGGGGGGUGGGCAGGAAAGAGCCGUGGAAAAUGGGCAGUCAGGAGCAGCCCUGCUGGCAGCAGCCUGUGACCUACAUGGGAUUUUCCAACUCCCAAUUUAUGUGAAGUGGAAAGUGAUUUAUUUUGCUUAACGUUGCUUUCCUAUAAUGCGUAGUACCUAGAGGGGAGGUGCAAAGCUUGGGGUAAGGAGUGCCUUCAGGAAUCUGCCUGCUGCUGCAGGAGCAGCACUUCCCCAUUGCUGCUGGUUUGGGCUGGGGGUCACAUCUCUGUCCUGCCCACAUGUCCCUACAGUGGCACUGCUUGCAUAUCCCUGAGAAACAAAACAACCCAAGUCGCACAGCGGUGCCCUCUCUUACCUCAAGAGUCGCUGCUUUUUCUCCAUAUCCAGGUCAGCUGAGAGGCACUGAGUCAGCGGCACAACGUGGAGAUGAAACACAGCCCCAGAAGGGUGUUUGGAAAGUCCUGCAAAUCUGCCAGAAGUGCACGUGAUGAAGGAUAACGGUGUGGGGGGGUGGGAGGAGGGUGGGCUGCCUCUCCUCACAGCAAUCCGAGGCUGAUGCUGCUUUCUGAGCGCUGCCUGUUGUGAAUCACUGGCUUUGAUGGGAAUCCAUUCAGGCAUCCAUUUCUGCAGCUGUUUCCUGUGUAUGUGGAGCAUUGUGUGAGCUGUAAGAGUGUUUCAAGUUACCAGGACAGGGUGGUCACUUUAAUCAUCAUGAAGAUCUGAACAAAGAACCACAUGUGCAUUUUGGGAAAAGUACCUCAAAAAAGGAAUGCCAGCAACCCCCAGAAGUGUGCAGAAAGAGGUCAGAUGGGGGGAUGAUUUAUGGCCGCUGUGGGUGUAACCAAGUAGCAGCAUUGCCUCACUGCUUUUAUAGAUUGCUGGUUGCCAACUUAAUUAUGUUUGCUGAUGUCUUUUUUGGGUUUUGUUUUUGUAGAUUCCUUCUAAAAAUAGCAGCAGCACCUCCUCAGAGGGUUACUGAGGCAGCUGCUGGAGCUCAGAGGAGACUGUAAUUCGUAUGCUAAAGCCACACAGGGAUGGCUGGGCUUUGUAAUUCCUGUGCUAUAAAGCAAAAGAAGCAAAAGUUGCAUCCGAAGAGCCCACAGAAAUUCAGAGGGUGAGGAUAUUCCACUCCUGCUGUGCUCCUCAUGGAAGGAAGCACCACUGGCACUGAGGAUUCUGUUGGCACACACAGCACACCUAGCAG